Molecule: messenger RNA, 7050 nt
Organism: Rhincodon typus (whale shark)
Lineage: Eukaryota; Metazoa; Chordata; Chondrichthyes; Orectolobiformes; Rhincodontidae
Product: dual specificity protein phosphatase 8-like
Exons: 5
Coding region: 252-1925 (557 amino acids)
Biological process (GO): negative regulation of MAPK cascade; protein dephosphorylation
Cellular component (GO): cytoplasm
Molecular function (GO): MAP kinase tyrosine/serine/threonine phosphatase activity; protein tyrosine/threonine phosphatase activity
Source: RefSeq, a predicted model, not a curated record
AGAGGAGACACAAGAUACACACAGACACACAUACAGCAGAGAAGAGAUAUAUCCACACACGCAGGAGAGACAUACAACAGAGAGGAGACAGACACACAUACAUCCGAAGAUCCGCCGAUACCACCUCCAGAACGGACGAGAUUCCGGUAUCCGCUUUCCACUCCCCCCCUCCCCUCCUCUCCUCUCCCCGGGAUCCUGCCGAAUUACAUUUGUCCUUUCGCUUAUUAAAAACUCGUACGCUGCUUCUGAACAUGUACGAAACGGAGAUGAAACUGAAGAUCAGAGUCAGGCGGAUCAAAGAAGGAAGGGAAAUCCGAGGAGGAUUUGCUGCAUUUUCCUCCUGUUUCCCAGGCUUAUGUGAGGGCAAACCUACCGCUAUCCUGCCAAUGAGCAUCUCUCAGCCAUGUCUACCUGUCGCCAAUAUCGGGCCUACUCGAAUCCUACCGCACCUGUACUUGGGGUCACAGAAAGACGUGCUAAAUAAGGACUUAAUGGUACAGAAUGGAAUCACAUACGUUCUUAAUGCCAGCAACUCUUGUCCCAAGCCUGACUUCAUCUCAGAGAGUCACUUCAUGCGCAUUCCAGUCAACGACAACUACUGUGAGAAACUUUUACCCUGGUUGGAUGAAUCUGUUGUUUUUAUAGACAAAGCAAAAGUCUCCAACUGUCGAGUACUUGUCCACUGUUUGGCUGGGAUCUCUCGAUCAGCUACUGUUGCCAUUGCCUACAUCAUGAAGACCAUGGGUCUCUCCUCAGAUGAUGCUUACAGGUUUGUCAAGGACCGACGGCCAUCGAUUUCUCCCAAUUUCAACUUCAUGGGCCAGCUGCUGGAGUACGAGAAGAACCUGAAGCUUCUGAAGGUCCGCUCACUGAGCUCCCUGAAGCCCCAGGCCGACAGGCUGGAGGAGGACAUCGACAGAGAGGUGACAGACGUCUGCAGGGGCAUCUUGGAGAGGACACGUCCGGCCUUCUGUGCGCCCGAGGCAACGGGGCAGCCCGCGGCGAAGGACGCCAGCCAGCAGUGCGGAGACGCGGAGAGCGGUGCGGCUGACUGCAAGAACGCCUCCCACAUCAGCCUGCAGCAGGGCCUCAACGGGUUGCACCUGUCGAGCGAGCGGAUUCAGGACACCAACCGUCUCAAGCGCUCGUUUUCGCUGGACAUCAAGUCUUCCUACUCGCCGAGUGCCAGCUUCAAUUCCAGCAAGGCCGCCACGCCGAUCGAUUCCGACGACAUCCCAAAGCUUUGCAAGCUCGAGGUCAAAAUGGCCGGCCCUCCCGGCGUCGAGCAGCAGCAGCAUCACCCUCCGAGCCUGGACAGCCCGGAGAAGCCGGCGGGGUUAGAGGCCGGUGCCGAAACCAAAGCUCGGCAGAGGCGUAAGCCGAAGCACGCGGGCAGCCUCUCCAACCCCUGCGGCCCGGCGCCCCACCCCUUGACCUUGAACGUGACCCGGACUGCCGUCCCCUGCCCAAUCCGCAAGGCCGGCGACGCGGAGGGCAGCCUGAGGCACGCGCUGCUGCUGAACGCGCCGAGCGCCCAGCCGCUGCCCCUGGGCGGCAGCGCCAUCAGCCGGUGGGCCAAGCACUCGGAACUGGCGCCGGCGCCCGCCCCUUCCCCGGCCACGGCGGCGCCCGGCGUCAACGCGCCGACGUGGUACUUCGGCGCGGACUCGCAGCCCGGGCACGUGGCCGGGAGCGCCGGCCGCGAGCCGUACGGGGCGGUGCGGCUGCGCGAGAAGCAGCCCGAGGCCAGGGACACGAGGCGGAGCUGGCACGAGGAGGGGGCCAUCGAGAAACAGUUCAAGAGGCGGAGCUGCCAGAUGGAGUUUGAGGACGGCAUGUCAGAGAGCAGGUCCAGGGAAGACCUGGGCAAGAUAGGCAAACAGUCCAGCUUUUCCGGCAGCAUGGAGAUCAUCGAGGUGUCGUGACACCUUUGGCAACGGGCUGUUUUCACUGGGUGAAAGGGAGGGACUGUGGUUAUUUAUCGCCCGACGAUUCGGAACGGCGGACUUGGUCUAUUUUUUCCGCGUGUGUGUGUGUGUGUGUGUGUGAGAGAGUGAGUAAGAGAGGGGGCGCAGUGUAUCUCUUCUGAUACGGCAAGUGGGCUGACACUUCACUUGAGACUUUUGUCCCGAACAUUUUUAGAAAAGCUAAUUUAUUUUCUCCGCACACAUUCUGGCAAUGGUGAAAGAUGAGGGAACUGGCCACCCCGUUUUGAAGUUGUACAGUACGGUAUUUAAGUACUUCAAGCAAUACUCUCACAGAAAGUCUGGUUUUAUCUUAUUAAUUAUAUAUAUAUAUUUUUUUUUUCCCCUGUUUAAUGUUUCCUUUGUCCUCGCAUCAAACCCUGGUCUGCUACCUGAGAAGGCCACUUAUUGCACUUUGCCCUUCCUUGUCAGUGACUGAGCCAGUUGACAUGUAGACUGCUACAGUAAAGGCUGGAAAAGUACCUUCUAUAUGAGAUAAUCUGUAUGAACUGAUUGCGAAUGGAUGCAGACGUUAAUAUAAUGUAAAUAGUGGUGUAUCUAUUAUUAUGGCUGAUUUAAAUGUUUUUGAAUAGUUUAAUGAUAUCCUGGCUGCUUGAUGCAAAUACCUCAGGUUUGAAUAAACAUAAUAAUUAAAAAAAAGGCUUUUUCUACCCCCACCACCACCACCACACCCCCUUGAUGAAAUGCACUCGGGCUGCAACAAUACGACGGAAAGGGGGGGAAAAAAUCGUCUCAGGUUUUUUAAACGGAUUGAUUUGUGGGGAUUCUCGGGCAAAGGAGUAAGUGAGAGAUCUGCUUAAUUGUUGAGUGCCAGUCGCGCAUGGUCCACUGGUAGAAACGUAUACUAAUGGCACAGCAGCAUGUGCCAGUAACCACGUUUUAGAACAUCCAUGCUGGGGACCUCCCAGUAGCAGCGGUAUCCCUUUUUUUUGAGAGCUGCAUUUUGUAUUCUUUUUUUCUCUCUCUGCCACGUUGCUUGUCCCCAAUCUACCUACCUUGGCGUCUGGACAGGAAAACAGCUUAUUGUAAACACAAACACAAAACGAACAUGUCAUUUCUGGUCUAGCCUGGCUGCAGGAGAAGCUGUCGGCUUUUACAAUGUGAUUUGCUUCUAGCCCAGCAAUGUUAGUCAGAUGCCUGGUGACUGCAUCACAGAUGGAUUGAAAUCUUUACUCCAAGGAAAGAACUAACUGUUUGUGAUCUUAUUUUUAAAUCUGGCUUCGCUGCGAAAAAAAAAACAAAAGAGUCAAAGUUAUUUAUAUUUUUGGUUUUGCUGUUCUGAGAAGUCAACUAGCCCCGUUUUCAUUUUAAAUUCGCUUUCAUGACGGUGGUAUCAAUGACAAGACCAGCGGCUCUUGCGCAUUCCUAAGAACUGCUGGUUUUGAUAGAGCCGAGUGGCUUAUGAGACCUUUUCAGAGGCAAGUUGAGAACCAACUACAUUUUCUAGGAAGGACAGUAGGAGUUAGAAACUGGGUAAAGAAGGCAGGUUUCCUUCAAUUAAGCACUUCAUUGAACCAAUUAGAUUUACACGACAGCUAUACAAUCACUUUUUACUGGUCCCAGCCUUUUAUUUAUUUCCAGUAAUAUUUUAUUUUGAAACUGGUUCCAUUUCCUCAACAACCAAGGUGAAAUUUAUACUCUGAAAUUUCUUCCCUCACCAUCUCCCUCUUGUCUUCAGAACACAUCAGUGGUCCUUCUCUUUGAACGUGCGUUGUUGCCUCUGAUCCUUCUCUGUUCAGAGUCUGCCUUUAACUCAUAUCCCGUCUUGUUGUCCCCUUCCCAGUAAAAUUUAAAGUGAUGUCAGUGCCAGGACAAACUGUUAGCUCCUGAAAGAUUGACAAAAAUGAUUGCCAGAUUUUGGUUUAUCAUUGUGAGGACACGGGAUUGUCAUAUAUCUUAAUCCACCUUUAACACCAGCAUGGUUGAAUUUCUCUUACCAUUACCCACCAGGCAGAUUCACUGGACAAGUUUACCCCCAACUAAAUCAAAACUAAAUGACAAAAUUCAAAUAUAUUUCCAUAUUCACUGACGCAGGCAAACCCAUGACCUAGACUAUUCUGAGAUAUGGACUCUGCCCUUUCUUUGCAACAAUUACAGUUGCCAGUUCUGAUGUCUUAAAGAGAUCCCAUAACACUGCCUGCACUCGGAGGCAAUGCAGUUGCAGAUGAUGAGCCUCAAGUUAGUAUUUGGCUGGCUGACUGCUGCAAUAGUUAAUUGAAAGUUUUAUUUAAGAAAGGGGGAAGGAAUGGUACGGCAGCACAUAUGGUACUGCAGAGCGGUGACUGAUCCACGUGCAAAUCCCACUCUGCUCAGCUCUCAAUCUGAAUUGCACUAAGUGGUAAAAUAAUCCAAGGGAGGAGAGAUGCCGCCAUGAAAGAAAAUAAUUCUCAAUAUCUCUUCAGUUGAUGUAUUCAUCCUAACAAGAGCCAAUGCAAGUUAUCUACAAUUAAUAAUCAUAGAUAAGGUAAUCGGAUUUGAGUGAGUCAGAAGAGUUUUAUGGCAGUGUGUUGCAGUAGUUGAGUAAAUGGACUUACUGUGGAACCUGAGCUGGCACUUGUGAAGUUUAGAUCUUUUGUUCAGUCAAGGUGUUAACAGUGAUAGCAAAACUUCACAGUCUCAUGCUUAUCUAUAUUAUUAAGUUAGGGCAUUAGCAGAAAAAUGGAAGCCUGACAUUUCAUAGGCACCGUUGACCAAACAGUGCAAUGUUCCUUCUUUUAUCCACCUUUGUGCCUCUACAAUUAUAUUCUUUUUUACUUAACAUAAAUAAUAGGACCUACCCAAGCAAAUUUUUAAAAAAUAGAUUUCCAUGCCCCUUUUUGUUCCUGUUUGAUUUAUUCUCGGUUUUGAAGGCAAGUAGAAAUGUGAGUUGGCAAUUCAACCCUCAAACCUGUUCUAGAAUUCAAUGAUAUCCUGCCUGAUCUGAAGCAAAGUUCAUUUCUUUCAUUGGGUUUUAUGUUGUUUGUUAAACUAUUCAGCUUUUGGGAUUAAUUUUUGCACUUUCCCCUUCCUCUGCUUCAUUUGGGAUGCUGCUAACAAUAAGCAUCUCAAAUCUCAUGUAAGCCUCACCAAAAAUGCCCUGACUCUCCAUCCUGUAAUUCUAGGAUCAGGUCAGUUUGUAGGGCCCAGGACUCCCCCAAAUACAGGCAUUCCCUUACCAGGAGCCCAGACCUGGAAUCAGGGUGGGAGACCAGCACUGUAGGUCUGAGAGUCCACACUCACUAGUUAGAAGGCAUCCAGCACUGUAGGCAUAUUUGGAUAUUUGGUGAAAAAAGAAGCUCUUUAACCUUCUCCUCGGCUCCUUCAUGUUCCGUUAUCAGAUCCUCACUGGAAGCUAAGUGGGGUUGUGGCACAAGCCAGGCAUGAUCCAAUUGAAUGUUGGAACACGCUUGAGAAGGUGAAUGGCUGACUCCUGUUUUUGUAUUCCAAUCAGAGCAGGACCCAAGGCUACCAUCUUUCAGAGCUCUUGCUAAUGGGAAUCCUUUGGGACUGGACAAGGAAAAUGAGCUGGAACAUAUUGUUACAUCACUGUCCCCUGAAAUGCACAGAGAAACCUACAAAUCCCUGGGCAGGGCGAAAUGGACAAUGGUGCAAGUAACAUAGGCCUCUUUUCAUAGCUUUCCUCUACUGAGUACCUGGAACUGAAUAGCCUCUAGGUCAAAUCAUCCCUAUUGUCUCAAAGUUGUGCAUGUAGGACAUUAAAGGACAGUUAUCUUUUGUUUUGAAAGAAUGACAGAAAACUCAAAAUAAUAGUUUGAAAUAACUAGUGAAUUUGAUCAGUUAAUUGCUGAUAUGGUGUAAUUAUUUUCAUUAUGAAAAAGAUAAGAGAGAAACUUAGAAGGAUAUUUUCACUUAGAGAUUCAGUGAAGCAUUGAGUUCAUCGCCACAAGAAGAACAUUGAAGGAGGCAGUCACAGUGGUUAAGAGGAAUUAGAUAAACCUGUGAAAAAGCAAAUGAAUAAGUUAAAUGGUUAAGAGGCAUAUUAAGUAGAAUGAGAUUGGAUUUCUGUAAUGUGGCCAAUUAGGUUCCCCUGAACACUCUUCAUGAUGAAAUUUAUACAAAUAGUGUCUUGCAGCAGGGAAGGUGGGGAAGGAACCACAUAUUAUUGUUGUCAUGGUGACCCACAUCAUGAUAGUGUUUCAGGACAAUUUACAGAAAAUAAGAAGAGAAACCAUAUUCUUCCAAUGGAGCUCCUUUCAGGACUGUGUAUUCUUAUUGCCAAUCUAGGCAGAACACAGCCUUUUAUCACUAAUAACCUAAGAAUGAUUGUAAGCAAUUGCCACCCGUCUGGUAUUUAUUUAUUUACCCCUGGCCUGUAUGUGUUCUGUUCUGGCAUAAAACUCUCACAAUAUUGGAACUGUAGAUGAAAACACUCCGUUGCCCUCAGUGACUUUCAUAACACCAAUACAGAGCCACAUGCCAUACUUUUCACCCUGGCUAUCUUGUUCUUUUAAGGGAGUGAGAAGUAUUAUUGAAAAGGAGUGCUAAUCAUACCCAUCAGUAAAAUUAUUUGCCAUGAUAGAGUUGCUGAGAAAUUAUUAAAAAUUCCUCUUGCUUUUGGGAGAUAAAGUUAUGAUUUAUCUGUUGCUGCCCUCAGUUCAAAGCCUUACCCUAAAUUGAUUCCUCUCUCACUCCCCCUGCUCCUCCUUGUCCCACUCCACUUCCUUGAAUACAGUGUCCUGGCAAUGUUUUCUUCCAACCACAUUGGCUUGACUUUUAUAUUUCAAUUUCCUGUCAUAAUAAGCUAUGGCGAGAGAUACAAAUCAGAAGUACAAAUCAUGUAGAUUAAAUAUUUAUUAUAAUGACAUUUGAUGCUUUCCUUUGGUUGUCCCUUUCUGUCUCAACCUUGUUUCUACACAAGCUUUUUAUGAUUUUCUUUUCGGUCUGUUUGUUGUGUAUCGUAGCCUUUAUCCUAUGUGAUUGACGCAUCAUUUUGCUGGUCUUUUACAUUGUGAAGUAUUGAUAUUGUUACCGAGUGUAAUGAAGAAACUUCAAUUUCUGUUAGUAGCUCUAUUUAUUGAAUGCUGUAUCAUGGUGCUUUUUUGUAUUUGAAAAGUGGUGUAAUAAA